AUGGCCGCUUUACUGAUGCCACGCAGGAACAAAGGGAUGAGGACCCGCCUGGGAUGCCUGUCUCACAAGUCAGACUCGUGUAGCGAUUUCACAGCUAUUCUUCCCGACAAACCCAACCGUGCUCUAAAGAGACUAUCCACAGAAGAAGCCACGAGGUGGGCAGAUUCCUUUGACGUGCUUCUGUCCCAUAAGUAUGGGGUGGCUGCAUUCCGUGCCUUCUUGAAGACGGAGUUCAGCGAGGAGAACCUGGAAUUCUGGCUGGCGUGUGAGGAGUUCAAGAAGACCAGGUCAACUGCAAAGCUGGUCUCCAAGGCCCAUAGGAUCUUUGAAGAGUUUGUGGAUGUGCAGGCUCCGAGGGAGGUAAACAUAGACUUCCAGACCCGAGAAGCCACGAGGAAGAACAUGCAGGAGCCAUCCCUGACUUGCUUUGACCAAGCCCAGGGAAAAGUACACAGCCUCAUGGAGAAAGACUCUUAUCCCAGGUUCCUGAGGUCCAAAAUGUACUUAGAUUUGCUGUCCCAAAGCCAGAGGAGGCUCAGUUAGACCUCAGAUGGGGACUCUUGGAGAUCACUGGCUUUUCCCCUCCCUUUGCUGCCAAGACCAUAUUCUAACGUGAAAUGUGAUAGGUGUUCAAAAAGCAAUGGCAUUUAGGUUGGGAG
Molecule: messenger RNA, 659 nt
Organism: Neomonachus schauinslandi (Hawaiian monk seal)
Lineage: Eukaryota; Metazoa; Chordata; Mammalia; Carnivora; Phocidae
Gene: RGS8
Product: regulator of G protein signaling 8
Exons: 5
Coding region: 1-543 (180 amino acids)
Source: RefSeq, a predicted model, not a curated record